Gossypium raimondii (Peruvian cotton) is the source of this 2309-nucleotide messenger RNA. Its product is annotated as amidophosphoribosyltransferase, chloroplastic. Gene Ontology annotation, biological process: purine nucleobase biosynthetic process; purine nucleotide biosynthetic process. The record is from RefSeq and is a predicted model, not a curated record. Lineage: Eukaryota; Viridiplantae; Streptophyta; Magnoliopsida; Malvales; Malvaceae. Gene Ontology annotation, molecular function: amidophosphoribosyltransferase activity. The transcript has a single exon. Bases 267 to 2027 code for a protein of 586 amino acids. Gene Ontology annotation, cellular component: cytoplasm.
GAGAAAGGUUAAGAUUCUUUCCCAUCCUAAUUGUUGUGAGUGGAGAAUAUGAACAGAAGGGUCAUAUAAGCGUUCACGGUGAGAUUAGUCAAAAAAGAGAACAAAGAAUCUGAUGACUCAAUUGAGAAUCUGGUGGUGACAAACCCACUUUAAUCGACGCCCGCCUCCCUUUGGUUCUCCUGUAUGUCCAAAGAAAACCAAGAAACAGAGUCUUCUUUCUUUAAACCAUCCUCCUCCUCUUCCUAAAACUGAAUAGCAAAUCAUCCAUGGCAGCCACCGUCAAUCUUUCAUCAACUCCCUCCAACCCCAUCUCUAAACUCCCUUCUUUUUCUCUGAACUCGCCUCAAAAAACCUCCUUUUCUCUCUUUCCAAACUCCUCUUCUUUCCCUUGCAAACCCUUUUCCCAUUCCCUUAAAUCUCAGUUUAUCACCACCUCCUCUAAAAACCCCAUCUCUGACUUGUUUCCUCCAAACAAAAGUGGCCCAGAAGGCGAUAUUGUCUCUUCUUUUAGUGAUGAUGACGAUAAGCCCCGUGAAGAGUGCGGUGUUGUGGGUAUUUUUGGUGACCCUGAAGCGUCUCGUCUCUGCUAUUUGGCUCUCCAUGCGCUUCAGCAUCGCGGACAAGAAGGCGCUGGUAUUGUAGCUGUGAACAAUAAUGUUCUUCAGACAGUUACUGGGGUUGGUUUAGUAUCUGAGGUGUUUAAUGAGUCUAAGCUCGACCAAUUACCCGGUGAAAUGGCAAUUGGACAUGUUAGAUAUUCAACUGCCGGUUCCUCCAUGUUAAAAAAUGUGCAGCCUUUUGUUGCUGGAUACCGGUUUGGGUCUGUUGGGGUUGCACACAAUGGGAACUUGGUGAACUACAGAGCUCUGAGGGCUAUGCUUGAAGAUAAUGGUUCAAUUUUCAAUACUAGUUCUGAUACUGAGGUGCUGCUUCAUUUGAUCGCUAUAUCAAAGGCGAGGCCUUUCCUUUUGAGGAUUGUUGAUGCUUGUGAGAAGCUUGAAGGGGCAUAUUCAAUGGUGUUUGUGACUGGGGACAAGCUUGUUGCGGUGCGGGACCCAUAUGGAUUCAGGCCUUUGGUAAUGGGAAGGAGGAGUAAUGGUGCUGUUGUGUUUGCCUCUGAGACUUGUGCUCUUGAUUUGAUUGAGGCGACGUAUGAGAGAGAGGUCUACCCUGGUGAAGUACUGGUGGUGGAUAAAAAAGAUGGGGUUCAAUCACUGUGCUUGAUGCCCCACCCUGAACCAAAGCAAUGCAUUUUCGAGCAUAUCUAUUUUGCACUUCCUAAUUCCCUUGUUUUUGGACGGUCUGUUUAUGAAUCAAGACGUGUUUUCGGGGAAAUACUUGCGACCGAGGCUCCCGUAGACUGCGAUGUCGUGAUUGCAGUGCCGGAUUCAGGGGUGGUGGCUGCUCUUGGUUAUGCAGCCAAAGCAGGGGUACCGUUUCAGCAAGGACUCAUCAGGUCUCACUAUGUUGGAAGAACUUUCAUCGAGCCUUCGCAGAAGAUUAGGGACUUUGGCGUUAAGCUCAAGCUUUCGCCGGUUCGUGCCGUCCUGGAAGGUAAGAGGGUGGUGGUCGUGGACGACUCGAUCGUUAGAGGAACCACAUCUUCGAAAAUUGUUAGGUUAAUAAAGGAAGCAGGGGCCAAGGAAAUUCAUAUGAGGAUUGCAAGCCCACCAAUUAUAGGUUCUUGCUAUUAUGGAGUGGACACACCAAGCGCCGAAGAGUUGAUAUCUAAUAGAAUGAGUGUGGAGGAGAUUAGAAAGUUCAUUGGAUGUGAUUCUCUUGCAUUUCUGCCAUUUGAUAGCCUGAAGAAGAUGUUAUCUACUGAUUCUCCAAAGUUUUGCUAUGCUUGCUUCUCAGGGAAGUACCCUGUUAUGCCAAGGGAGGUUAAAGUGAAAGGGGUUGGUGAUUCCAUGGAUGACGGAUUGAAUACACCUUUAGCUUCCAUUGAUGGUCAUUGGAUUAAAGGACCGCCGAAUUUUGACCUUGAGAAAGAGAUUGAUCCGCUGUAUCAAGAGAGCAAGAUUUAGAUGUUUCAAGCAUUGGUAUGGUGAUUGGUUAUUGAUACAAAUAUCUUGUUGAUCUGAUCAUAGUUUUUUUUUUUUCUUUUUACUUCAAGUUAGGGUUCUACAUUCUAAAGCUUAUACAAUUCUGUCCCAUUGUUGCCUUGAGCAAAUUAUAUAACCAGCAGUAUAUGGGUAUGUUUUGUUUACAAUGGGCAACCAGAUGACGUUUGGAUCCAUGUCAUAUAUUGUAAUGGCUAACAAAGGAUUUCAUUUCUUAAUAGACUUGUUGAAUUUGUCCAUUUAUAA